Messenger RNA from Cryptosporidium muris RN66, 1560 nucleotides. RefSeq names its product CorA-like Mg2+ transporter domain-containing protein. NCBI's taxonomy places the organism in Eukaryota, Apicomplexa, Conoidasida, Eucoccidiorida, Cryptosporidiidae. Gene Ontology annotation, biological process: magnesium ion transport. The transcript has a single exon. Gene Ontology annotation, molecular function: magnesium ion transmembrane transporter activity. Bases 1 to 1560 code for a protein of 519 amino acids. The record is from RefSeq and is a predicted model, not a curated record.
AUGGAUUUUCAAGGACAAGAAAAAGAUUAUAUUGAACUAAAUAAUAUUAAUACAAUAUUUCAGACUAGUUCUGAAUCAUUGGUUGGAGAUAAGAUAAGUUUAAUCAAUAGAUUAACUCCAAGAGAAUAUAUACCAACAAAAUCAAGACUACAUUCAAGACUAAAUUCAAAGCUAAAUUCAAGACAAGAAGAUAGAUUAGGUAAUAAUUCUGUAUCUUUAUUAUCUACUGAUACAUAUAUAGAACCACUUUUAUCUUCUUCGGUCUGUACAAAAAGACAAUGGAUUGAAAAAUAUUCCCAAAAACAGAGAAAAAUUACAGUUAUAUGUAUAAAAGAUGGAAGGUGCUCACAACAUUAUAUGAGUACUGCAGAAUUACUUCGUAAAGUACAUCUUCACAAUGAAAAACGACUGUUAGAAGAAAAGGCAGCAGGUGCACUUACUUUAAGAGAUCUUAGACAAGUAAUAGGACAUGGUAAUGAACGUCCCUCUAUUGAAAUACGAAGAAAUUGUAUACUUGUUAAUAUGCCAGGUGUUAGAUGUAUUAUUUUACAUGAUAAAGUAUAUUAUUUACCACUAAAUACUGUAAUAUUUCCUGUAGAUGAUGAAUUUAGAAGUGGUGAUGAAGGUCUUCAGAUCUUUCAUGGACAAAUUCUAACUCAGGAUAUUGAAGAUUCUGUAGCUAAAGGAACUGUGAAAUAUAAUAAAUAUGAUCGUAAAAUACAAUCUACAAAAUAUAAUAUAGAAUAUUCUGAUAUAUCAAUUAUUGAACGUUUAAUUCUUGCAACACAAUUAUGUUCUGAAAAUACCCAUGAUUUCCAUUCUAUUAUAAAUGGGGCAAUGGAAGAAUCACAAAAUAUUAUAGGUGGAAUUUCACCUCCAAGUACUGAAACUAUUAAUGAUCAACAAACUCCAUUAGAAUUAAAUGCUUUAGAAGUUUGUUUAGUAGAAGUAUGUUAUCAAUUGUGGAAUAGUUAUUAUACAAUAGAUGCAAUAGCACAAGAAAAUUUAAAACAUAUAGAGAGUAAUCCAACAUCUACACAAAAAAUUCAUGAAAUCAAUGAUAUUAGAAAACGACUUGAUUCCUUAAGAGAUAGAAUUCAUGGUGUAUAUGGAGCAUUAAAAGAAAUAUUAGAUGAUGAUGAUUUACUUGCUAGAAUUGAGAUAUCCAAAUUUUGGGCUAAACCUGAAAGUUGGGAUCGUCGUUCUCUUAACCAUACAUUUAUUGAUUCCGAGAUAUUGCUAGAAUGUUAUGAACAAGAAAUUGAGGGAUUAGUAAAGGCUGUAAAUAGAUUAGAUGAGCAAUUGGAUGAUGCUGUAGAAAUAAUGCAAAUCCAUCUUGCAACAAUCCGAAAUACAUUUUUGAAGAGUGAAUUAAGUCUUGAUAUUGUUGAUGUAUGUGUUGGAUUUGUAGCUGCAAUUGCAUCAAUAUUUGGUAUGAAUAUUCAGAGUGGAUUAGAAGCUAGUAGAGAUAUUUUUUGGCUUAUGGCAUAUACAAUGUUAACUCUAUGUGUUAUUGCAGGUAUUAUUGUAGUAUUAAUGUUCCGAAAGCUUCAAUUAUGA